AUGGAUGAGAGGUUCAAUGGUACAUAUAUAACUUUUACUGGAUAUGUUGCAGUUCAGAAGUUCAAAUAUCUGUAUUUUCUCCUCAUGCUAACAGUAUAUGUUCUGAUAAUCUGUUGUAAUUCUACCGUUGUGUACCUUAUCUGGAGGAAUAAAAGCCUUCAUGAGCCCAUGUACAUUUUUAUCGCAGCGUUGCUAACCAACUCUGUUGUUCUCAGCAGUGCUGUCUACCCAAAGUUCUUAAUUGACUUUUUAUCAGACACACAGAUCAUUUCUUAUUCAGCCUGUCUCUUUCAGUUUUUUAUAUUUUAUGCCGUAGGCAGCUCGGAGUUCUUACUGUUGUCCGUCAUGGCUUAUGAUAGAUAUGUGUCUAUCUGUAAACCUCUGCAGUAUCCCAGCAUCAUGAGGAAAAACGUGGUGUGUCUUUUCUUGUUUUUAGCUUGGCUUUUGCCUGCUUGUCACAUUGCUGUCCCAACUAUACUGAGUGCUAAAAGUAAACUGUGCAACUUUACCUUAAAAGCAAUCUUUUGUAACAAUACAAUAUACAGACUUCAGUGUGUAAGCUCAAGGGUAAUCACUAUUUACGGUGUGUUCACUUUAGUUGACCUUGCAGUUCUCCCUUUUCUCUUUAUUUUAUUUACAUACACAAAGAUUCUGGUUGUAUCCUAUUCAAGCUGCAAAGAAAUCAAGAAAAAAGCAGCAGAAACCUGUCUACCUCAUGUGCUGGUUUUAAUCUGUUACUCCUGUUUGUGUGCGUAUGAUAUCAGUAUAGCACGAGUGGAAUCCAAUUUCCCAGAAACUGCACGCUUCAUAAUGAUGUUACAGACUGUUUUUUAUAACCCGUUGUUAAAUCCACUGAUAUACGGGCUCAAAAUGAAAGAAAUUUCUAGACACCUCAGGAGGUUGUUCUUUUCAGGAAAAGUCUAA
This is a messenger RNA of Cheilinus undulatus (humphead wrasse), 924 nucleotides long. Its product is annotated as olfactory receptor 11H2-like. Bases 1 to 924 code for a protein of 307 amino acids. Gene Ontology annotation, biological process: G protein-coupled receptor signaling pathway. The transcript has a single exon. The record is from RefSeq and is a predicted model, not a curated record. Gene Ontology annotation, cellular component: membrane. Lineage: Eukaryota; Metazoa; Chordata; Actinopteri; Labriformes; Labridae. Gene Ontology annotation, molecular function: G protein-coupled receptor activity; olfactory receptor activity.